Molecule: messenger RNA, 2154 nt
Organism: Aureobasidium vineae
Lineage: Eukaryota; Fungi; Ascomycota; Dothideomycetes; Dothideales; Saccotheciaceae
Source: the annotation of a GenBank genome assembly
AUGUAUCUCGACGUGUCUCCACGGAGCGGGUCACCGGACAAAGGAUUUCGAACGCCUGCAACAACACCCGGCUCGCCCUCGAAAUAUGCAGACUACUUUCACCAACCACGACGACGAAUCCAUGUUGUCCGCAUACUCUCCAUCUCCCUCGCCAUCGUACUCUGCUAUAUGGUUGCAACACGCGGACCCGAGUCCUCGACGUGGGUACCCACUACCAUUCACGACAAAGUAGCCUUUGGUGACCAUACUGCUGCACAAGCCGUCAGCGGAGACGCUCCCCCUCGCGGCUAUGAUGACACAGGAAAGGGCAGGUGGACUGAUGCCACUGAAGAACAAGAUGGCAGCAAACCGGACAAUGGAAAAGAGAUGGAGCACACUGUCGACCGUGUUGAAGGAGACCAGGAGGCCGAGUAUGAGAAGCUCAAGGACUCGCAGACGGACAACAAAGAGCCUGACAUGAAGGAAGGUUCUAAUUACGUGCCAGCGACGGAUAGCGAUGAGGAGCCUGCUGUUGAGCCAUCACAUCACACUCAGUCUGUACCCUUUGUUGCUCACAACAUCGGCAAUGGUGAGAAGUACUCGUUCCGCGAGGCUCUGAGGGAUGUCCUCCAUAUGAUCCCGGACGAGAUCUACACUCGUGACCUGCUUCGUCCACUCGAGGGAGGUGGUCAGGACCGUCUGAAAGAGCUGGGCGUCAGAGCCAGGGCUUUCCACAAAUUCUUCACCGUCUGGGAAGCACUUCACGUUGUUGCCGACUCGAAGCUGACCUACGUCCGCGACGAUGUCAUCAAUUAUUUGGAGACGGCUCCUAANAAAGAACUCGCCGAAGUCUCGGAUCUGGAGCGUGGAGACAUCAUCAGAGCAUACGAGAGGUACAGAGCCUUCCUUGCGAAACUGUCCAACAUUCUGUUCCCCUACACCUCUCCUUACUUUGCCGAUCACCUUACUCUUCACGCUCACUUCCGCAACGGUGGCCGCGGUAUCGUCCUUUCUGGCAACGACAAGCAAGCUCGUUUCAUCCUCACCGCCAUCAUGUCUUUCCGCAAGCUGGGAUGCAAUCUCCCUGUCGAAAUCAUGUAUUUGGGUGAGAACGACCUUAACGAUGAUUGGAGAAUGAAGCUCGAGUCCAUCCCAAGCGUCGUCACCCGCGACUUGAGUCAGAUGGUGUCUGACGACGGAUGGGAGCUCAAGGGCUGGGCGUCCAAAGCUUUCGCUCUACUCAUGUCUAGUUUCCGCGAGGUCAUCUACCUUGAUGCUGACGCCUUGUUCUUUGUCAACCCGGCAGAACUUUUCGAAGAUCCUGGCUAUGUCGAAACCGGUGCUCUCUUCUUCCGUGACAGAAUCUAUGCUCCUUCUUCUCGCAAACAGUGGCUCAAGGAUAUGCUUCCCAAGCCCAUCUCCAAGAAAGCGCAGACUUCUCGCUACUGGACUGGCGAAUCUCGCGAGCAACAGGAAUCUGGCUGUCUUGUCGUGGACAAAUGGCGUCACUUUGUCGCUAUGCUGACUGUCACCCGGAUGAACGGUCCUGACCGUGAUGACAAUUCAAAGACCGGUGCCAAGGGUGUUUACUCGCUGUUCUAUGGCGACAAGGAAACUUUCUGGUUGGGCUGGGAGCUUGCUGGAGACACUGACUACUGGUUUAACGAAGGCGCUGCCGGCAACAUGGGUGUUGUGUCCGAGCACGACUACUACAAACUCGUCGACGGCGAAGCUCAAAUCCUCAAAGAUUACCAACCACCUUCCUCAAAACCAACCCACGAGCACAGCACAGUAACCGCAGAAUCAUCAGACCUCGACGCUGAAACAAAAGCCGAACACCCACUCGUCACCCGCGACCCCGAAGUUCACGAACUCUACACGGUAUCCUCACCCCAAUUGCUGCAUCUCGACCUCAACAACCGACCUCUAUGGUUCAACGGCUGGAUCCUCGACGACAAGUACGAAGAAAACAAGCACGUCAAUGUAAGCACUUGGGACGUGUACCUCAGUGAAAUCAAGGAAACGCACGAGGCCGCAGAGUGGAGGAUUGGCGGCCACAACAUGGCGACGCUGAAAAGCAACAAAGCUUACGAGUUUACGGAUAAGGAGAAGGAUGUGCUCAAGAUGAUUGUGGAUACUGCGAGGGAGAAUGGGGCGUUGAAACCUGGACAGUGA